AUGAUAGCUCUGACGUUCGAGACUGAUCUCAGGCAGUUUGACAGAACUGGGGAUACGGCACGGGGCGCACAAGUCAAGCUAGUACUCAAGAUUAAGGGGCUUUACGUCACUGUGAAUGAGCCGACAUCAAGUGAACCCGAGUUGAAGAUGGAGAAGGAUGCUGCUUCAACGGUAGCGGCUAAUGCUGGAACGUCAACACUGGAUGCAUUGUCGGUGAUGCCACUCAAAGAUCGAGUGAUGAAGCAAAAGAUGGCUGCUUCAAUCAUUUUAGCGGUGUUGAGCGAGAAGAUAGCGUCUGAGGUGUAUUUAAUGGACAACCUACUCACGAUGAUUCGCCAUUUGCGCCUGACGUACAACGUAAAGUGCAGUGCAAAAUUAAAGCGUGAGUACAUGGGGCUUUACCUUGACGGAGAUGACGCCAUGGUAGAACAAAUCAAGACGACAAGACGUGUCCUUGAUGAGCUUCAAAAGUAA
Messenger RNA from Peronospora matthiolae, 474 nucleotides. The record is from the annotation of a GenBank genome assembly. Lineage: Eukaryota; Oomycota; Peronosporomycetes; Peronosporales; Peronosporaceae.